AUGAAAUGCAAUCAUUUAACGACUGCACUGAUGAGUUUGCUAGGAAAUCUGGUACAAAAUAUCGACGAGCAUACAGUUCUACCAUUUGAAUUAGUAAAUAGUUCUGAUCGAAUCCCGCAAGAAUUGUCAUCAAAUCGGGAUGGAGAGCAAUGGAAUACGAAAUCUUUCACAGUUAAACAAUAUUUGUUUGCUUUUGUCGAGGUGUCAAGCGCUAGAAUGAAGGAUGAUUGUGAUGAAUGGCGACAGAUUUUUACCCGGAUCGAUUCUUAUUUUAGGAAUGAUAUUGUUCUUGAGGGUACAAACCAUGCUUCUGCUCAGGUGUUGUAUACAUUCUGGCCAUUCGGCUUAGCAAUGUGCAAAAUAACCGGUUCUUUACUUGGCUUCGGUAUUUUUUUAUCAACCUUUUCUAUAGCAGCAAUUGCUCUCGACCGAUGCGUUGUAAUCAUAUUUCCAACAAAACGAAAACGUCAGCAUAAUCUGGCCUUAUUAUUAUUUUUCUUAAUAUGGGUCAUUUCAAUUGCAUUAGCAUUGCCGUUACUGAUAACUUCGGAUUUGAAUACAGUAUUCGAUGAUGACAAGUGCGGCAUUUCUUUAAAAAUUUGUCAUGAGAAGAAUGAAAUUUGGAAUUUGAUGCCCAUAAGUAAACGAACAUAUACUUUGGCAGUACUGUUAACACAGUAUGCACUUCCGCUAAUAUCAAUUGUCUUUGCAUACAGUACCAUUGCUAUGAGGAUGCAAAUUAGGAUGAAUAGUCGUUUUGCUUCUUCUGCUUUUGCUGCCAAUGCUAUCAACAACGAAAGGAGAAAAUCGGUGGCAGGACGACAACGACGUACACACCUACUACUUAUUUGCGUGGUGAUCGUUUUUGCCGUAGCAUGGCUGCCACUAAACGUCUUUCAUGUGCUUAAUACAUUUGGAAUUGUCGAGUUUUCCGUGCCCUUAUUUGCGAUGUGCCAUUUAAUUGCAAUGGGUUCCGCAUGCUUAAAUCCUGUCUCAUACGCAUUCUUCAACCAAAAUUUCCGGCAACAAUUCAUCAUGUUCUAUGAAGCAGCAAUAAGGAAAAUUUUACAAAUAUUCGGUUGGGUAACGCCGGCAAGAUAUAAGCACGAUCGGAUGAAAUACAAUCGAUCAGCGAGAGCUGUGAUUGCCACGCAUACUCCAACUAUUAAUGUGCAGUUUAUGCGAAAAGGUGACGAUGACGAGAAAUCAGAGCAGGCUAAAAUUGAUUUGAAUGACCAUUAUUAA
Acanthocheilonema viteae is the source of this 1245-nucleotide messenger RNA. NCBI's taxonomy places the organism in Eukaryota, Metazoa, Nematoda, Chromadorea, Rhabditida, Onchocercidae. The record is from the annotation of a GenBank genome assembly.